AUGGACCUACUCGAGAGGGCCGGCAUCUCCACCUCGGAGCAGCUGGUAAAGGCGCUCAAGGCAGCCCAGCCGCCCUCGGCCACGGCCCCUUCCACCUCGUCCACCACCGCCACCGCCGCCGCCGGGAUCGCCAUCACAAAGAUCCAGCUGGCCCGCGCCGCCUGGUCCACAGACGCCGUAUUCGUGCCCAAGAAGCACCAGCUGCUCGCAGAGUGGAUCCUCGACACCCUCUGCCGCUCCGCCAAGUCGCACCAUGCCCCCGCCGCACAGAACGGCGCGGCAAAGGCCAAGGGCAAGGCAAAGGCAAGACCUUCCACCAACGGCAGCGGCACCGGCUCUGAGCUUGCCUGCGAGCUAGACGCAGACUACUGGGCGCUGCUCCACGAGGUCGUCGUCUCCCAGGUCAACGCGCCGGGAACCACGCGCGCAGCAGCUUCGCAGUGGGUCAACAGCCUCGUGUCCGCCUACCCCGUCGUCCUCCUCGCCUCGUCGUUCGCUCGCUCGCUGGCACAGCACCCGCAGCACAGCUCCAACCAGGCGCUCACGGUAUCUGCUGCCGAGGCCCUCCGCACGCUCCUGCCCCCCGCCGCCUCGAGGAGCGCCGCGGCCAACAUCGAAAACGUCACCGAGGCGAUACACGCCUGGCUGGCCGCCCUUCCCCUCCUCGACGCCGCCAGCGGCUGGGACCUGGCCACGACGGUGCUGCACGCUCUCGUCGAGAGCUGGUCGGUCGCGCUAGAGUUCGGCCUCAACGCCCGCAAAAACGGCCGCUACUUUCUGGCCAACUGCCUCUCCACCUACUUCGUCGCCCUCAGCGCGGUCAGGAGGCGCGAGGCGAGUCUGCCGGCCGGCUUGCUGGCCUCGCUCGAACAGAUUGGUGCCGCCUCGCUGUUCACCAGCGACGUGCUGCUCGCCUUCGUCGGCGAAUAUGCGGACCGCGCCAUGCACCCCGCCCUCAAGGAGGCCAGCAGCAAGGCCGACGACGCGCUCCUCGGUCCGAUCCGUUCGCUGGCAGCCUCGGAGGACGACGCGCUGGCCGAGGCCACCCUGUCGAGCCUGCCCGUCCUCGUCCAGCUGCUCACAGCGAGGCUGCGAAAGGAGGCAUCUGGACUCUUGGCCCCCGCGGCCAGCACCAGCUACAGCGUCAUGUCGGUCGCAGCCUCGAUGCAGGCUCAGGAGGCCACCAUCCGGUCCAUCCUGCUCAAACGCUUCCUUCGCCCUGUCGAGGCGCUCAUGCAGAAGUCUGCCGUCAAGGCCGCGCACCAUGCCGCCUUGGCUCCGGCGCGAGCACACCUCCUGGCGGCUAUUGAGUUGCUCGAUCUCUACGUCCCCGGAAGUCCGGAGGCAGAAGACUGGGAUUCCUUCUUCCAGGGCUUCCUCGCCGACGCCAUCGACGAUCUGCGCCAGCGGCACCACGGCGACCGCUCUCGGGCAAGUGACAGCACCACAUGUGAAAGGGCGUUCGACAGCCUUCAAACACUGUGGAGGCUCGAGCAGCCAGUCGUCGAGCCCUACCUCACGCCAAUCCUGCGCGAGGUGGCCGUGGUCCCUGUCGAGACACCCGCGUGGGACGGAGAAGAGGUCUUCAGCGCCGAGGCGAGCGCUGCGCUUUCGUUCCUCGGGACGGCACGCUCCAGCUACUCGCGGGCUCGAGACGUCCUCCGCUUCGUCACCAGCUUCUACGAGGCUCUCGUACAGUUGCCGCACUCGUCGACGGCCUCGAUGAGGGACGUCGAAAACGGAGUGCUGCUCUCUGCAGUAUCGGCCGCUGGUUGCGCCGCCGCCGUGCGGGACUUUCUCACCCCGAUGCAUCUCGUCCCGCUGCUCGACAUGCUGCGCGAAAGGACGUCCGAAAUCGUCAAGAGCUUGGACACCGAGGAGCAGCGGACGGCUUCGCCUCGACCCAACAAGAAGAGAAAGUCGGACAGCGGCGCGGCUGGUAGCGAUGCCGGCAGUGCGGCGGCGGGAGGCAGCGGCGAGACGGCAUUGCAGCAACUGAGGCUGGCGCUGCAGGCACUCACGCUCGCAGCUUCGCAGGUGCAGAUCCCGUCGCCCAUCCGCGACGACGCCAUCGCAGCCGCAGAGCGCCUCUACCUCGAGGCGAUCCUACCUUCGAUCGACCUGAGUCUGAGUCGGAAAAGCGAAGGGACGCUUGCGGCGGCACUGCGGGCGAGGUCGUCGCUGCUGUCGCAAAACUGGCGCAUCAACUUCGACGAACCGAUUCGACUCGACGGGUCGCCCGUCUCCGAGUCGCUACCGGUGCUGGACGACUCGCUGGACCAGAGGCGGCAGCGGCUGGUCGAGCUCAUCUCGAAGAGCGCUGGCCGCGACCGCAUCGCCGACGAGGCCAUCUACGAGAUCGUCCGCGCGUUGCUGCAGCGGGCCGAACGCGACCAUGCCACGCUCGGCACGACUUCUCCCUACACGGCGCUACUCUCGGACGAGGAAGGCAGCCCGCUCGUGCGGUCGCUUGUGCCGCUGAUCAAGGACGACCUCGUCUCUUCGGGCUCGAGGGAGAUCAUCACCCCGUGGAACGGCAAGGCGACCGGCAUCGACGGCGUGUCGUCGCUCGCAUCGGCCCUCUGGCUGAAGCUGACGACGCGCUGGGCCGAGCUGAUCGACCAGCUAGGCUCCGGCCCCCUGCUUUCGGAGCUGGCGCAGGUGCUGCUGGCCUCGGUGGUGCUGGACCCGACCACCUCGCUCCUCGCCGGCAUCUCGCGCAAGGCGCUGCGCAACGCCCACUUCCUCGAGCUGCCACGAUGGAGGUCGACUCUGCUCGCCAUCGCCAACACCAAGACGCAGAUCCUCGCCCAGUCGGACUACGCCGGGCUUCGACCGACCCUGGCGACCGUGCAGCUGGAAGCGACGAUCAAGAGCUCGGUCGAGCUCCAAGAGGCGCUGUUGACGCUCUGCGCCAUGGAGCGUUUCCCCGUCGAGUGGAUCUCCAAGUCGAGCCGAGAGACGCUGCUGGAGCGCGGCCUCACGAUGGACGCUAUCCUGGCUCGCGGCAAGCGGCAAUCCGCCUCGACCGAGCACAGGACCAACCUGCGGCGUCUGAUCGGCGGCCUCAUGCUGGCGCGCGGUGCCAGUUCCGACGCCGCAUCAGAGCAGAUGGUCGCGUCGCUGGCCCUCUUUGUCACCGCGAGCGAUGACGGUGUCGGUGACGGCGGUGUCCAUCCGCAACUCGACGACGUUUCGCUGACCGCGUUCGAGGUCGGGGCGCAGAACCUGCUCGAGAGCUGCAAGACCAACCCGGCCGCCUGGGACAACCUGUUGGCUCUGCACCACCACCUCGUCUCGGGCCUCGGUUCGAUCGCAGAGGCCCGACCCGAUCUGGCUGCCCGCGCAGACCAAGCCCUGAUCGCAGGCCUCGUAGCCGAUGCCAAGCUGCUCGCCCACACCGACAAGGUUGAAGCCUUCCUAGCGGUCCUGACAUCUUCGCAGCCCAUCGCAAAGCAGAUCGAGUCGCACUUCGACGCCGUCAAGACUGCGGUGUGGGCGCAGGCCGUCGUCGCCGUCAGCCUCGACGAUCUUCGGGACGUCGUGUUCCACCUCCGACAGACCCGCCUCUCCCUGGCGCUUGCAGAUGCCUGCCCAAAUGGUCCCACCGCCGCGACUGGUGGCCAGACCCCGAGGUCCAGUGCCAAGGUGCAGGUCCUCGACCUUCUGCAGCCCAUCUGCGCCGUCGUGGGGCGGGCAACUGCUUCCUUCGAAGGAGACGCUGCAUCAAGCGACAGAGCUCUGCUCAAGACGGCCCUGCGCGUCUGCGCCGAGACGCUGCAGCUGCUCGCCGACUGCUCCUCGACGCCAACCGUGUCCGCCGGUGGCGGCGAUGACGACGACGAUGACGUGACAAUGGAAGAGGCUGCUGCUCCUGUCGGCACCGGCCACGACGAUGACGACGCCUCGGCGGCGCUCAAGGCGGCGGUGGCGUUUGCCUCGUUUGCCUCGUGCUUCGAGCGCGGCGAGCUGGUCGACGCCCUCUCGCCCGUACUGGCGCGCAUCGUCUCGCGCCUCUCCGUCGACGUCUACGGCCGCUACCUCUCGGAGCUGCUACAGGUCGUCACGGCCGACCGGGUCGAGCUACAGAACGGCACCGGCACCGCCGGCGGUGUCGACGGCCCGGCGCGCGGACGGGCCUGCCUCGUCGUCGCAGCCGGCCUGUCCCUGCAGAGCGCUCCGGAGGGCGGACACCGCGCUGCGCGUCUGCAUCUGACGAAGCUGUUGAGCUUCUUCAUCAAGCUGUGCAGCGUUCCCUCGUCGUCGGCGUCGUCGUCGGCGUCGUCUCCGGUCGUCAUACAAGCCAUGGCCGAGGUGAUCGUCUCGAUCUGCGCCAAGAAGGCGACGCUGCUGCGGUCGACGGACGUCGAGCUGAUCCUGCAGCUCUACACGUCCCUGCUCGUCCCGAGCAACGCCGACCUGCCCUCGCCGGCCACCUUGGCGGCCCCGGCGCACGUGGGUCGGCGCAUCUUUUCGGCGCAGGUGUCGACGCUGACGAGCCUGAUCCGAUUGCGUCCGGACCUCAUCCACUCGUUCCUCUCGCUUGUCGCGUCGCUGCUCUCGUCGCUGGCGAACCUCUUCCGCCGUCCCAAGCUCGUCGUUGGCAGCACCGCCAAGGCAUUGGGCGCAUCGUCGUCGAAUGGGCAGGCAGGAGGUGCAGCCUCGGUGGCAGCGACGCGCUACCUGCGCCGCGACCUUCCGGCGUGGUUCGAUCCGGCCCACACCCUGCCUCUGCGCGCCGACGUCGAGGCGCGACAGUACUCGCGCCUCCUGACGAGCCUGACGCUCAAGACGUCUUCGCUGCUCCCGCACCAUCACCACGACCGCCGCCCCGGCGGCGACGCGGGCGAGUCGGCGCGCCGCAAGCGGGAGCGCAAGGCCGAGUCGCUGUCGAAGCCGUUUUCCAAGCACGCCGUCUACGUCGUCGUGGCCUACCUCAACGCCGUCACCAACCCGGCCAGCACGCUGCCGACCGACGUGCGCGCCGAGGUGCAGCCGGGCCUCCUCGCCCUCUGCGGCGUCGUGGGCAAGCACGAGCGCGACGCGGCCAUGGUCGGCCUCCUCGACAGCGCGGGUAAGACGCUCUUCAAGAAUCUCUGGCGCAAGUGGGAGGACGAGAGGUACCGCGGGCAGUAG
Pseudozyma flocculosa PF-1 is the source of this 5136-nucleotide messenger RNA. RefSeq lists its product as uncharacterized. NCBI's taxonomy places the organism in Eukaryota, Fungi, Basidiomycota, Ustilaginomycetes, Ustilaginales, Ustilaginaceae. The record is from RefSeq and is a predicted model, not a curated record. The coding region runs from base 1 to 5136 and encodes 1711 amino acids. The transcript has a single exon.